Molecule: messenger RNA, 1094 nt
Organism: Nothobranchius furzeri (turquoise killifish)
Lineage: Eukaryota; Metazoa; Chordata; Actinopteri; Cyprinodontiformes; Nothobranchiidae
Gene: mpv17
Product: mitochondrial inner membrane protein MPV17
Biological process (GO): cellular response to reactive oxygen species
Cellular component (GO): cytoplasm; mitochondrion; membrane
Source: RefSeq, a predicted model, not a curated record
AUCGCCAUGUUUAAUACAUACUCAUCUAAACCUGAAGAUGUGAACGCUUUGUUUUGUCUUUAACCGUGAAUCCCUUUUGGAAAAGUCCAAAAUCGGAGCUGACAUGAAGGCACCUCCAGCUCCUCUCGGUGAGCCACCGGGUUCACCCCGCAGGAGUUAGAAUGGCAGGUCUGUGGAGAUCCUACCAGACCCUAAUGACCAAAUACCCAUGGACUGUCCAGAUCGUCACUGCUGGGUCUUUAGUGGGUGUCGGUGAUGUCAUCUCCCAACAGCUGAUUGAGAGGAGAGGAUUAGCUCAUCACAAUGUGAGACGGACAGCCAAGAUGAUGAGCAUAGGAUUCUUCUUUGUGGGUCCAGUAAUCGGCAGCUGGUACAAAGUUUUAGACAGGUUGGUGGUGGGAGCAACGAAGAGCGCUGCCAUGAAGAAAAUGCUGGUUGAUCAGUUGUGUUUUGCUCCGUGUUUUUUGGGAGCUUUCUUGUGUAUUUCUGGCGCUCUGAACGGACUAACGGUGGAGGAAAACGUCGCCAAGCUCAAGAGGGACUACACGGAUGCUCUGCUCUCUAACUACUACCUGUGGCCUCCCGUUCAGAUCGUAAACUUCUACUUCAUCCCACUUCAUCACAGGCUGGCUGUCGUCCAGGUCGUCGCUGUUGCCUGGAACUCCUACCUGACCUGGAAGGCCAAUAAGAUUUGAAGAGAACUCGCUGCUGCUUCUGAUGAUGAUGAUGAUGAUGAAUUUACUCAUUUGUAGAUGCUAGUGUGUGACUUAUUUUACUCUUCUGGUAUUUCCAACGUGUAAAACUGUGACUGAGUCACACGUAAAGGUCGGGUCUAGUCCGUGUGACACAAUCGCACUUGAAAGUCAAACUUGCGUUUGCAGAACUGGCCGUGAAACUUGGUUAUUAAUGGACUUGGCAGUGGUGCUGCAGUAGAAACACACAUUAACACCUGCUGGUUUUCGCCCUCGCUGACUCGAUGAGCUCUUUUGAUAAUGUACUUGUGAUUUACAUGUUUGGUUUAAUCCAUUCCUCUCCUCCCACCUCGCUCUGGUGGGCGAGACUGUUCCAGGUAAUAAAAAGUCAGGAAAAAAACA